Messenger RNA from Tupaia belangeri chinensis (Chinese tree shrew), 1438 nucleotides. RefSeq names its product calcyclin binding protein (gene CACYBP). Gene Ontology annotation, molecular function: tubulin binding; ubiquitin protein ligase binding; S100 protein binding. The transcript has 6 exons. The record is from RefSeq and is a predicted model, not a curated record. NCBI's taxonomy places the organism in Eukaryota, Metazoa, Chordata, Mammalia, Scandentia, Tupaiidae. Gene Ontology annotation, cellular component: nucleus. Gene Ontology annotation, biological process: heart development. The coding region runs from base 202 to 759 and encodes 185 amino acids.
CGUAAUGACGCCACUGUGUGGGAAAUGCCAGAACGCGAUGACGUUUCCAGCGCGCUCAAACCGCUGACCGUCAACCUGUUUUCUUCGCUUCAGAAAGAUCUAGAAGAAAUAAAGGUGUUAUUGGAAAAGGCCACUAGGAAAAGAGUACGUGAUGCUCUUACAGCUGAAAAAUCCAAAAUUUAGAAAAAAAUCAAGAACAAGAUGCAACAGAAAUCACAGAAAAAAACAGAACUUCUUGACAAUGAAAAGCCAGCUGCUGUGGUUGCUCCCAUUACAACAGGAUAUACAGUGAAAAUCAGUAAUUAUGGAUGGGAUCAGUCAGAUAAGUUUGUGAAAAUCUACAUUACCUUAACUGGAGUUCAUCAAGUUCCUACUGAGAAUGUGCAGGUGCAUUUCACAGAGAGGUCAUUUGAUCUUUUGGUAAAGAACCUAAAUGGCAAGAGUUACUCCAUGAUUGUGAACAAUCUUUUGAAACCCAUCUCUGUUGAAGGCAGUUCAAAAAAAGUUAAGACCGAUACAGUUCUCAUAUUAUGUAGAAAGAAAACAGAAAACACACGAUGGGACUACCUGACCCAGGUUGAAAAAGAGUGCAAAGAGAAAGAAAAGCCUUCAUACGACACUGAAACAGAUCCUAGUGAGGGACUGAUGAAUGUUCUAAAGAAAAUUUAUGAAGAUGGAGAUGAUGAUAUGAAGCGAACUAUUAAUAAAGCCUGGGUGGAAUCAAGAGAGAAGCAAGCCAAAGGAGAACCAGAAUUUUAAGACUUAAAGUCCUUUCAAGAACUGUGAUGUGGAAAUUCUGAUGUUUUCAAUAAGAGAAUGUUGGUGAGCAGCACAUAUAAAUUGACAGAUUAACUAUUUACACAGCCUUCUAAGUAAAGACAGUGAAUUCUCCAUGUCCUCCUGGAGAAUUUAUUUAAAUAAAGUAUGCUUAUUAAACACUUCCUCCAAAGAUGAUUUCGUUAGCACCCUGACCAUUUUGUUCAAAAAAAGGAUUAUAUUGCAUUAUUUGAAAUAAUGAAAAUGCUAUGUAUUUUUGUUCAGCUAAGAGAUAGAAAACAAAAGUAUUUGUCUGCCUUUAAGUUAGUGACAUCAAUUCUAGUGUAAGAAAAAGAAAAUGUAAAACUUGAAUUUUUACAUAAAAUACAAGUUUGUACUUGUACUUGGAAGUUAAUUUCUUACUACCAGCUGCAAUGCAUUACCAUGUUCCAGUAAUUCAGUUAUAGAUGAUCCUGUGUAUUUAAAUAUAUUUGUUUAUGCACCUAUAGAACUGAAACUAAAUAGAAACUUGACAAGAAUAGACAAGCAUUAUUGUGUAUACCAGUUAGAAUGUUUUGCCAUGGGUCAGAGGGCUUAUAAAAGUAAUAACCAUAAAGCUAAAAUAAUUAAUUUGAAAAUCCAUCCAUUCCUAUAUUCAAUAAAGUUAGAUUUUUUUAAUUCA